This is a messenger RNA of Tripterygium wilfordii, 1610 nucleotides long. Its product is annotated as probable purine permease 11. The coding region runs from base 217 to 1311 and encodes 364 amino acids. Gene Ontology annotation, molecular function: purine nucleoside transmembrane transporter activity. The record is from RefSeq and is a predicted model, not a curated record. The transcript has 2 exons. Gene Ontology annotation, cellular component: membrane. NCBI's taxonomy places the organism in Eukaryota, Viridiplantae, Streptophyta, Magnoliopsida, Celastrales, Celastraceae.
GGAACUACGUCUCUGCCUCCAUGAUUUAGAAGCCCGUGAUUGGAACAAUCUGGCACCGCAAGUACAAUACACACAUCGAAUCGUUUUACUGCGAUAUAUUUCUCAUAAACGAUACGGGGAAUCCCCGAAAAGGUUUUAAGAGAAUCUUAUUCUCUGUUCAAAAUUGCUCGAUAUCAUCCUUGAGUCCCUGCUGUGACCGUGACUCUGAACGACAGCAUGACAGAUAAUGAAGAACCCAUUUUGACCAGGGAAGCAACGUUAACAGUGCAAUCACCACUGAUUAAGCUCAAGCGUUGGCAAUGGUGGCUUCUUGUUGGAAUCAAUAUCUUCUUCUUAGUUGCAGGACAGUCUGCUGCUGUUCUUCUGGGCAGAUUUUAUUAUGACCAGGGUGGAAAUAGUAAAUGGAUGGCCACCCUAGUCCAGACUGCUGCUUUCCCAAUUCUUUACAUGCCACUCUUCCUUCUUUCUUCAUCCAGGGAAUCUUCAUCCCCCUCGACCUCUAAUGCUGUCCUUGCAUUGAUAUACUUCCUUCUGGGAGCUAUGAUAGCUGGUGACAACUUGUUAUAUUCAGUCGGGCUGUCUUACCUCUCAGCAUCUACCUAUUCCCUACUUUGUGCAACACAAUUAGCUUUUAAUGCUGUGUUCUCAUAUUUCAUCAACUCCCAGAAGUUCACUGCUUUAAUAUUUAACUCUGUGAUUGCCCUCUCAUUAUCUGCUGCUCUCAUCGCUGUCAAUGAUGACUCUGGAGAACCAUCUGGAGUUUCAAAGUGGCAUUACAUUGUCGGCUUCAUUUCUACCAUUGGUGCUUCAGCACUAUACUCUCUUUUGCUUUCAUUGAUGCAGUUUUCCUUUGAGAAGGUCUUGAAAAGGGAAACGUUCUCCGUGGUUUUGGAAAUGCAAAUAUAUACAUCACUUGUUGCAACUGUGGUUUCAGUUGUGGGCCUCUUUGCAAGCGGUGAUUGGAAUACUUUGCCUGUGGAAAUGGCAAACUUUCAAAAGGGCAGAGUUUCAUAUGUGAUGACUUUAGUUUGGACAGCAGUAACUUGGCAGGUUUGUUCUGUUGGUGUUGUAGGCUUGAUUUUUGUGGUGUCUUCCCUCUUCUCAAACGUAAUCAGUACUGUUGCAUUGGCUGUGAGUCCCAUUGCUGCCGUGAUUGUUUUCCAUGACAAAAUGAAUGGCGUGAAGGUAAUCGCUAUGCUCAUGGCGAUUUGGGGUUUCGCUUCUUAUAUUUAUCAGAAUUACCUUGAUGAUUCUAAGGUGAGAAAAACGCUAAGUGAUGGCGAUCAAACCCAUAAUGAUUCUUUCUGCUGAAUACACUGAUUAGCCGAAAGGAAUAUCGCUGGAUCAUCUUUUAUCACUUCUUUCUUCUACUAUCACUGAUCCCUUUAUGGAAGUUUUGUUCAUUUUGCAUUGAUUUCUAUUUUAAGCAAGUACAACCGGUGCAAUUGUCAUUGAUGGAUUUGUUUUGCAUGAAUGAUAUUUCAGUGGGUUCCUGGGAAGCCUGUGAUUAGAAUGGUAUUCACACACAUACAUAUGCAUCUGCAAUUUUAUUCAAUUUUGUAGUACUUUCCCCAAUGAUUAGAUUUUUUUUCAGUGUUUUUUGCUGAUAA